AUGUCUCAUUCUCCUCCUCCCGGCCGCUACACCAAACUCCACACGUACGAAAACCUCGCCGGACCAGGCGACUCCCGCCCAACGGCCCUCCAAAUCGUCAAAGACCAAGACCUCGUCCGCAAACUCCCGUCCAAAGUCGCCCUCGUGACAGGUGUCUCCUCGGGCCUAGGUAUCGAGACGCUCAAAGCACUCGCGGCGACCGGCGCCACCGUCUACGGUACCGCGCGAGAUCUCUCCAAGGCCCGGGCCGCUCUAGAUGGGGACGAAGACGGGGGCGACCUCGCCUCGGCCCCGAACGUGCGGCUCCUCGAGAUGGACCUCGCCAGUCUCGCGAGCGUGCGGUCGGCGGCGGCGGAGUUCAAGAGGCGUAGCGAUCGGUUGGAUGUUUUGAUCAAUAAUGCCGGUGUCAUGUAUACGCCCGAGGGAAGCUGGACGGAGGACGGGUUCGAGAUGCAAUUUGGCGUCAAUCACCUCGCGCACUUUGUACUCUUCAUCGAGCUGCGGGAUCUGAUGGCCGCGUCAUCGGCGCCCGGGUCCGCGGCGAGGGUCGUCAACGUCACGUCCUCGGGACACCGGCUCCAGGGCAUGAACUGGACCGACGUCAACUUUUCUCGUCCCGGUGCCUACGAGGGGUACAAAGCCUACGGGCAGUCCAAGACGGCCAACAUCCUCAUGGCGAACGGUGUGGACCAUCGUUUGGGGGGUGCGGUCCGCGGAUACAGCGUCCAUCCGGGCACGGCGGUGACGGGGUUGCAAGUUGGGGUGAGGGAGCAGAUGGAGGCGUUGAGAGCGGACGAGGCGGCAUGGAGGACGGUCAAGAGUCCCGCGCAGUGUGCUGCCACUACUGUGUUGGCUGCGUUGGGGCGGGAGUUUGAGGGGCGGGGGCCGUUCUAUCUGGAGGAUUGCGAGGUCAAGGGGGAGACGGAGGAGAAUUUGGGGUGGGCGGGUGAAGGGUAUGCUUCAUGGGCUUGGGAUCGAGAGGAAGAGAAUCGGUUGUGGGCGUUGAGUUUGGAGAUGGCUGGGCUACGGCGGGAGGGCAGUUAG
This is a messenger RNA of Colletotrichum orchidophilum, 1044 nucleotides long. RefSeq names its product short chain dehydrogenase. Lineage: Eukaryota; Fungi; Ascomycota; Sordariomycetes; Glomerellales; Glomerellaceae. Bases 1 to 1044 code for a protein of 347 amino acids. The record is from RefSeq and is a predicted model, not a curated record. The transcript has a single exon.